AUGAAGCUAAAUACUCCAGAAAUAGCUUGGCAUGGAAAGGAACCAGUGUUGAGCGUAGAUUUUUGCAAAGUUGGGUCAAAGUGGCGACUUGCUUCAGGAGGAGCAGACAAUGAUGUCAAGGUGCGCUAUAGAUCUGUGAUAGAAAUCUCAGAAAAUAACCUAAGCUUGAACCUUAUUAUGUUUGUAUUUGAUGUAUCAUAUCCUUUGCUCCUUAUGUUCUAAUUUAUUCUUUUUCUUUUCGUUAGAUCUGGUCGAUUGCUUCGAGUGAUGAUCAGCAUUCGCAGAUAGAAUUUUUAGCCAAUUUGAGUCGCCAUACGAAGGCCGUCAACGCUGUAAGAUUUUCACCCACAGGUAAUGAUGCUAACUAUGUAAAAAAUGAAUAGAGCCUUCCAGUUUUGGGAUCCAGGCAUCCCUAGCUACAUGUAUCAUAGUGGAUGUCAUUCUCAUCGAUCUCAAUGCAACAAACUGAGCAGCGAUUUUCAAGUCAAAAAUUAAGCUUAAUUAUAGUUAUUGUUCCCUCAUUGUUGUGACCCGUGCCCCAACCUUUCUGCAGGCCACUGAAAGGUAAUAUUGCUGAUCGCGAUCAUAAGGUGUGGAAAAUUAAUGUAGGCUUGAUGAAGAGUUCUUCGUUCUACAUUAUUCCAAGCUGGCGGAAAAUGGGGAAGUAUGGGUGGUUUGGACUUUUGCCUGCUUCAAACAUCCUUUUUGUUGCUCCUACAGAAGAGAUUCUUGCAUCUGCUGGUGAUGGUAAGUUAGUUCAUGAUUCUCAGAAACAUUGCUUUUAAUCUUCAAUAUUUUGCUAAUCUUUUGUAUGUUGUAUUUCUAUAAAAUGGGAAACUUUUAGACCACCAAAUGUUACAAAAGAAAAAGAUGAAAAUAUAGGAAAAUAAAAGACUCGACAAAAUCUAGAUUAGAUCAACCCCUGCAAGUCUCUUUUUAUUGACAAGAGGCUGGGAAUAAGGUCACAGGGGUGGGUCAGGUUUAUAGUAAUUUUCUUAUAAAUCUAUCUUGUGAACCUUUUUAUUUCUGAGGGGGUCAUGCAUGUAUAAAAUGUGCGACCCGUUCACCCAAACCCAUUGUAGCCUGUCUCGUGGUGAAAACACGUACUCCACCAUUAAAUACACCGUCAUAUCCCCACUGAUCAAUAAAUGAAAAGUACCGGUACAUAUACCUCCCUCAACCCCACUGCCUGGAGUGCUCCAAAUUUCUUUGCAUGCCAGGCUUAGGGGCCUGUUUAUAUGGGGUGAACCAGCCCAGUUAGCCAGGCUGGCGAAGUUCAUGCCUCGUUUUCCCUUUAAAUUAUUGUUUUGUUUAUAUGAGAAGGUGGGCUGGCCUGCUUGCUAAGAUCUCAGCUCGGCUCGAGCAACUUGGAUCGCAGCAAGCAGGCCAGGCUGGCGCACCUCAUAUGAACCGACCUUUAGAGAGACAUAGCCUUAAUAGACUUUAAAUGUUUCUCUAAUGGAUUAACUUUUCAGACUCCCUGAUUAUUCUCUGGAAGUUCAACAGUUCUCCUGAUCAGAAUGGAAAUGAUAUAUUUAUGGACACUGAAGGUAUUGAAAGCAAGGAAUCCUGGACUUUUUACAAGGCCCUAAGGUAAAAAUUUAAUAGCCAAAUUGUACAAACUCAGAGAUGUACCCAUAGAGUGCAUUUGAAACUAUAUUUAGAGUUGUCUUUUCCUGUAAACAAAGACAAGGAAAAUGACUGAAUGCAAGUUGCAUUGACAGUAGGGAGCUAUUCAAAGUGGCUUCUAAUUUUAACGAACUGUCAGCAGGCGUAUUUUACAGAAUGCCGAAUGACGCAGAAGUUUUUGAUCAAUGUUAAGAAGCAGUGAAUCAAGUUCCCAUUUGAGUCGUUAAACCUGGCAAAUUGAACUGGAACUUUAUUCGUCUCUAAACCCUUUUCAUUGUCAAACUUAUCACAAGAAUUCCUGACAGUUUCCCUUUAACCCAUUCGCCCCUGAACCGCCCGUAACCGCCCGUGCGGAUCCAGGUCCUUUCUACCCUUUGUGACGUCAUCAGUUUUAACGGUCAAGGACAACUUUCUUCGCACACGUGUGCAGAGUGAAGAGAUCUUUCAAACCAUACCAGAAUGAGCACAAUUCAGUCAAGGACACCGGAGAAAGAAGCAAAAAACCAUGUGACAAGGACCUGAAAAUCUCCAUGAAAAUCUUGUUCCAUUACCCACCUACCUUUCCUUUCACCUAAUCCUAAGAUCCUAAAAGCUUUCCUAAAAACUCUUCCCACCAAAAUGAAGCCUACUAAAUGCCCAGCAAGAGGAAAAAAAAAUGAGGCAAGAAAAGCGAAAAAAGAAGGGAGGAGAGAAAGCGAAAAGUAAAAGUCAAGACUGCUGUGUCACUUUUAAACCCAAAAACUAUGUCGAAAUUUUGCUUUCUGCGCAUGCCCGAACUUCGCAAGCUGAUAUUUUGCAUCUGGAUCAGAAGGCCGCCAAGUGUACGACCUGUAAACCGGUUUGUGGUAAGUUUUAGCUCUUUAUAGCACGACAGUGACCAGAAAACCACUUGACUAGCUUCAAAACGCGUUUUUCGGCAAAAUCUCCAGGAGCGAAUGGGUUAAUGUAUUUUAAAAUAUUAUUUUAAGAAUGUUUUUAUCACAAAUCUCUUGUUUUAUUAACUGUAAUGCAGGGGUCACAUAGAGGAUGUUUAUGAUCUAUCCUGGUCUUCAGAUGGUACCAAUCUGAUAUCUGGAUCAAUAGACAACAGUGCCAUUAUCUGGGACAUCGUGAAAGGUAUAUAUGCAUAUUCCAUAAUUAUGACUCCACAUGGUAGUGCUGAGUUCAAUAAAAUUACUGUGGAGUGUGGAGGAGUUGGGGAGGAGAGGAAGCCACAUUUUCAGUGCUCUAAGAGUUGGAAGUAUAAAUUUAGUUUUAAAAGUUGCAAAAAAAACUUUUUAUGUUUUGGGCAUGACCACUAUUUUCAAAAAAAGAUGCAGACAAAACUAGUGAAUUAUUAAGAAUAACUUAAUACAAAAAUAAAUAACUUUUUUGUUGAUUUUAUUCAGGGCAAAAACUUAUGAUCUUGAAGGAUCACAAACAUUAUGUACAGGGAGUUUGCUGGGAUCCACUUAGUCAAUUUGUGGUAACAAAUUCCAGUGACAGGUAAUUUGCUGUUAGCCAUGUUAAAUUUUUACUAUUAACUUUCUAUUCCCCCCUUCCCUCCUCAGUCAGUCCCUCAUUUCUGUGAUUCAGAGGAAAAAAACUUCUAGAUAGGUUCUUUUAGAAUGUUGAAAUAUUUCGAGAACAUUAAUUAUUAAUAUCAUAUACAUGGUAAAAGCAAUAAAUAUUUUCUUUAAUCAUGUAUUUGUAUACCGAAAAAUUCCGAAAAUAAGCCGCGGGGCUUAUAUUUUUCAACAGCCCUUUUCGAGGGGCUUAUUUUUGGAGGGGCUUACUUAGGGAAUGUUAAAGAAAUGUAUUAAAAGCUCAUUGGCAGCAAAUGUUUCCAAGGACAUACAUUAAUUUAUUUUCUGUUUUGCAGGAGCUGUAGAUUGUACAAUCCAAAUUCUUAUCGCUGCUGUUAUAACAUUAAUAAGCUGAUCUUGAAUAACUCUCAAAAGGCAACAGAAAUUGGAGAGGUAUGUUGUGUAUUAAUAAUUUGUUUCAUUAUUAUUUGAUAUACAAUACUUUUCAGUGACAUACAUUGUAUUUUGAAGAGUGCAGAAAAAUUGCCAAAAGCUGAAUGACUCUUAAGUUUCGUGAUGUAUAGUAUAGGGUUAGGAAACUGGGUAUAUCAAGUUCCAGUUCAGUUCACCCUGUACAGUGACUCUAACUGGAUGUAAGUCCCUAAGAAGCCAUAAAUAAGGUGUUCAGCAAAAUACAGUUGAAUUUGCCACAUAUAAAUGUCCUUUCCAGGAUUUACAUUCCUUUAUUUUUGCAGUCUGUAGAAAACCUACUCUAUAAAUGCAUAUCCUUGACAAGGCAUUGUCUACAAUCUAUCCUGUCUGCAGCAUAAUAUGCUUUUAUAUUAUAAAAAGCAAACAUGCAUUGCUCUAAUACACAGCAAGUACUACAAUAACUCCUUUGCUCUUUAUUUAGUCCAUCAAGCAAGGAAAAAUGUUUCAUGACGAGACCAUGCCAUCCUUUUUUCGAAGACCAAGUUUUUCUCCAGAUGGCUCUUUGCUGUUAGUCCCAGGUAGGAAAUUAAAAGACACAAAGAACCAACAAAAAUAUUUUUACGUUACUAAGGACACUUCAGUAAAAGCCUACAAAUCCUAUCCCGUUGCUAAAAAAUUUCAUUCACCUUUUCCAUUGCACCACAUUUGUGUAUGGAAUCUAUGUACUUACCAUGUACAUUGUUAUUUUAUUACUUGUCUUGAUUGGCAGCUGGACGCAUUGACGUUGGCGACCAGGUGGUCAAUACAACUUAUGUCUUCACACGAGCAUCACCAAACAAGUGAGUUAAAGUUGUUUCACUGCAUUUAUUCUCGAUUCGCACAGGAAUCAAGAAUCGCGAAUCGAGUCGAGAAUCGAGACUCGCAACGGACUGUCAACUUACUUUUAAACGGUAAUGUAGCUGCUUGUGUAGUCAACAAGACACCAAAAGGUUUAAAUCAUGUGCCUCCAUACCAAUGGGUGUCUCAAAUGGCAGGUAAAAAAACCAUAGGUCACUGGUCAGAGCUGUAUUGAUAAAUAUGACUGAAAUAACCACUUUCCCCUUAAGCUAAAACUCUAUUUCAGAUGGUGAUUAGAGCUAGGAGACACUUUCAGUCAAUUAAUGUACAGUGACUUGUACUCUAACUUGCACUUGUGACAUUUGACCUGCAUUUUUUCACCUGCUGGUCUCGAAAACUAAGACCUAAGUCUUCGAAAGUUAAGACCUGAAUAUACCUGUGUUGUUGUAAGGAGAUGCUGUUUCCACGCAGUUUUGAAUGAGAGAGACUUAGUUUUGAAGUCUUAGUGAAGUUUUCAACGUCUUAGAUUUCAAGGUAUUUAUAAUUUUCCAGGUUAUUUGUGUGGGUUGGAGUGGUUACAUCAGGUGUAGACAAUGCUAGAAAUGUUAUGACAUCUCACAGGCAACUCCCUAGUUUUAUUUUAAAGUGUUCAUUUAUUCUAGUACUAGGUCAUUUUUGGCACUUUUGGUUUUAAGGUGUUAGUUUUUUAGUUCAUCGGUCUUAGUUUUUCAUACAACCCAUACAAAAAUUAAUCAGAUCUUGUUUACUGUGGGUAAUGUCGACCGAGAUAUCGGUCGAUAUAGCGGUCGACACUCGGUCGAUAGUCGGUCGACACUCGGUCGACACUCGGUCGAUAGUCGGUCGACACUCGGUCGAUAGUCAGUCGACACUCGGUCGAUACUCGGUCGACAGUUGGUCGACAUAGCGGUCGAUAGUCGGUCGACACUUAGCAUUUCCUACAUUUUUUGGCUUGGAAAACAAGAAAUUAGAAAGCAGUUUCUAGCUUGGACCUAACUGUUUUUUUAAAUUGUGCUUCUGCUUUUUUAAUUUCAAACUUCAAUGUACUUAGCCAAAAUUACGGAAUAAUAGCUAUUAGUCAUUUAUCUAGCCUUUUCUUUUAAUUCAUGUGGACGGGAUUUAGCCUAUCUGUAUCGAUGCCCACCACCUUUUCGCAGACGUUUCCUCCCCUGGUGUUUUUUUAGGGGUGGGGGUGUCUCGCUACGCGUAGCCGGCUAGAAUUGAAUCAUGAAGAAGUCCGCUAAGUGAGAAUGAUAGGCCUUCAUGCAGCUUCUUGUUAUGUGAUUUAUUCCCACCGUGUAAGGCCUAUAUCUGGCUGAUUUUUCCUAUGCCGAGAAUUUUUCAACCGACUCAGAAUUACAUUGAUGAAAAAAUGUAUUUACCGUUCAUUUUUUUUUAAACUUGUUUUUCCUUAACAAGUUAAGAUAAUAUUAAUGUUAACGCGGCGCAUCUGUUUUCCUUUUAUUGGAUGACCAAAAGUGACUUACCAUUCAAUAUUAAUUUCUGUAUACGCAUGGUCGUCUUUAUUUUGAACACAAUAUAAAUAUGAAGCAAAAGGACAGGAUAAUGUAAUGAGAACGUAUGAGUAUUUUCCUUGCUGUAAAUUGAAAUCAUUCCCACAAUAAAUGAAUGUGUUCAGUCUGCUGGAUAUUUUUGUCACCUUCCUCGGCGCAUUAUCAGCGCAUUUUAUCAAUAAGUGAUUGUUAAACAAAGGACUGUUCCCGUCUUCAAUGCAGAAAUAUAUAGGUUUAAUUUGUGGUCUCUGCACAAACGAGAACUUGGCGUGAUGAAGCAGGUCAAAGCUCUAUAAUAAAAGAUGUGUAUUCCUCGCUCUUAAAGCAUGUCAUCAACUGCCUUUUCCUAUUCAUUAUUCGUCCACUUCGGGACUGCGGGAGCAGUCAUUUCACUCGUCCUUAUUAAGUAUUCUUCGACUGCGGGACCACAGGAGCAGCAGAUUCAACUUAGGCUGAGACAGGUUCUGUUUAACAGCUAAAACUCAGACGAUCGGAGAUGAUAAAAACUGGAAAAAAAAUGGUUAUCAUGUCCUUAGUUCCCAGUGCUCUUCGGUUCCCUUCAUAGAGCAAUCGCGCCUCGCACUGCCACAUGUUCCCCCAUCGCAUGAUAACAGUAAUUAAUGACGUCUUUGCUAAAAAAAAAAAGCCAUUGGACUCACCUGAUAAAUUAACACAUGACUGAUAUUCGAACGACAGUUGACCGAUAUACCACCGACAGUUGACCGAUAUACCACCGACAGUUGACUGAUAUACCACCGAUAGUUGACCGAUAUAUCACCAACAUAUGACCGAUAGUAAGUCGAGGUGCGUCGUUGAAAUAUCGACCGAUACUUGGCCGAUAGUCUAUCUCACUAUCGACCGACUAUCGACCAACCAUCGACCGACUGUCGACCGACUAUCGACCGACUGUCGACCGCUAUAUCGACCGCUAUGUCGACCGAUAUCUCAGUCGACAUUACCCACAGUAAACAAGAUCCAAUUAAUCUACUUCAGCUUAUUGUCAGGUGGUGUUCAUAAUGGCAUGAUGAAAAUUAUCACUACAUUGUAGUUUCUUAACUUCUUGCACCCUUGAUUUUUUUUAGCCUCCAGCUGAUAAUUCAAGCCAAAACUGACAUCCAAACCCAGUAAUAUAGCUUUUAACUUACACCUGUAUCACCCCUAUUUUUAAACCUCCCAUUGAUAUGAACCAAUUCCCUUUUCGCAGGAGGUUUAACAGACCAUGAUUCUACUAUAUUUCUGAAAUUUGUUUUGCAGACCAGUCCUUUACCUUCCCAGUCCCCAGAAGGCCUCUGUAGCAGUGCGCUUUUGUCCCAUUCUGUUCAAACUUAGACAAGAGCAAGGUACAUGUUAUGUUGAAGCUGUUGUCUUUAAAUUCUAUUAAGGUCUGUUGGCAAAUUUGUAACAUUUACAAUUUUCUUCAGGUAGCUUUCUAUUACAACUAUUUCUGCUAAUAAUAUUUAUUUAAAAGAGAAAAAGGAUGAGAGUGUGCACCAUAAUUGUUAAAAUUAUGUUUACAAUAGAGAUGAAUUAGAGGAAAAUCUCACAAAUUGUGGAAAAAAUCAAUUCAGCUCAGCUCAGUAGCUGUACAUGUAGGAUGCUAUUGCUUUGUUUCCUUAUCAUGCAAGAAACCUUGCUGAUCGUGAACGUCAUCUCCCUAAUUCACCCACGUGUAUAAAUAUGGGCACCAGCCACGUACUGCUAGAGGUAACCCAGGGUUUGCAAAUUGUAUUGAUGAGUGGAGUCACUGUGACUUCUGCUUCACAAAUUUUGGAGUCAUUUUGGAAUAUUUGGAGUCAAGUAUCACAACGAAAAAAGCCAUUUUCAGGCUUUCCAGCACGUGGUCCUGGCAUGUUUACACUAUCGUGAGGGAUCGAGGGAUACACAAAGUAGCUGUGUCGGUCCGCUGACCUGGAAAGCUAAAAUCCACGAUGGCGGUCAUCGAGUAAACUUUUAUCGUAAUUUACCCUCUUCCUGUUUUGUCGUGCAGCAUAAUUCUUUAAUUUUGAUGAUUUAAUUAAGGUUUACAACGUUUACAAUUAACAUAAAUUGUAUUUGUUGCGAAAAAGAUAAGGACAAAACUGUGUUUGUUACCGAAAAUUUCUGGAGUCGAAGUGGUUCCCUGUUUAUUACCGAAAAUUUCUGGAGCCGAAGUGACUCCCUCCGUAACCUCAGUGGAGUCAUAUGAACAAUUUUGGCAUAAAAUACACCAAAUUUGGCAUAUUUGCGAACCCUGGGUAACCUUUCGAUGGUCUUGCACCUAGGGGGUAGAAACAAAAUUCUAUAUAGGUUGUGAACCUGUGGGCUUACAGGUGUAUGUGUAUACACGUACCUUUACAUUUAUUGAUUAUAUACACAACACAUACAUUAUAACAUAAGUUGUAACUUUACUUAUUUCUUUCCUCAAGUAGCAGCUACUCCUGUCAAGAGUCUGUUCAAGUAAGCUAGUUUCUUGUCUUACUACCUUUAACUCUAAUAAUAUUGCAGGUGUGAAUGGGUCAACGUUAAUAUUAACGUAUAUUAAUGUUGACCCAUUGACACCUCAGCUCAGGCCAAGUCAUAACAACUUGUGAGGAACCACAUCUCUUGUGCAUCUUGUAACAUCAUCAGUCUCAAUACAGUCAAAUCUCCCAUAAGUGACCACCCAAAAUGCAAAGACCUGGCGGUCACUUACUGGAGGUGGUCGUUUACGAGAGGUUCCAGUAUGAGGCUUUGACUGAGAACAUUUUUGCUGUUUUCGGAAGGCAGUUGCCUACGCAAGGUUUGACUGUACUCUUCUGCUGCGCAUAUACCCCAAAUGUGUGUGAUCCAGUCAAACAGGCCAGAGGCUAGACCAAUGCAACCGAUGAUGGACCCUAUCGAACUUUGACUGGAAAAUUCGUGUGAAAUAAUCAUCAACCCGCUUAAUCUCCUCCAGUUAACCUUUUAUUAACCAUGCACAAGCUACGUAUACAUGCCUUGCACCCUGAGGUUUCAUUUUUCAGUUUGAGGAUUAUUGAGGAGGUUUAGGGUACUGGCUUCAUGGAGAUAAGAUUAGCAAUACAAUAAUAAUCUGUCAUUACUUGAACAAAUUCCAACUUCAUUUUGUCCAUUCCUUAAAUCCUACUGUGUAAGAAAAAUAAAAAAAAACAUACUUGGGUAUCAUCUGCGUGGCAGGCGUUCGAAAGGGAAGGGAAAGGGAAUUAGGGCGCGAGACCACACGCGAGGGAGGAGCGCGCCUAAAUUCCCCCCUUCCUCUUCCCCUUUUAACGCCUGCCACGCAGGCUAACACCAUUAUUGCUGUAAUUGCUAAUGUACUGAAUUGACAUGAAAUAAAACAUUAUUGCAGAUUGCCAUACCGCAUGGUGUUUGCAGUGGCAACUUUGGAUUCAGUCCUGUUGUAUGACACUCAACAAACAGCUCCGUUUGGCUUUGUUGGAAGCAUUCAUUAUGCAGCACUCACAGAUGUUACUUGGUACAUUAAUUAACUGAUAACUCACUCAAUGGUUUAAUAAGAAGCACAUACAAGUGUGCAGAAACAUCUAUUUCUAAUCAAAUCAUCUCCUUGGUUGUCUUGAUUUUCACCUGACUCGAACAAUAUGAUAAUAAUUAAAAUAUUGUCUCUUUGAUAUCAUGGCAUUUCAAGAAUUUAGGGCUGGUGUUCUUCAAGCAUUAGUGACGAUUUACUGAGAAGCAUUUUUAGUAACACUUGCUUGUCAUUGCUGCUGAUUACAAUUCUCACAUAUCUGGGCUUCCAGGCAGCUCAUUUGUCUUACCAGACAAUUUUCACAUCAAAGAUUACAAUAUCAUGUGGUAUUUAUCUGAUGAUGAUGAUUGAUCGUAACAAAUGCUUACUAGAAUGGUCCUAAUGACCACUGAAACUCACAGCUUAAAAGAGUUAUGCUUUCUUCAAGUAAGUUGCUAAAACCUCUACCCCUGUGUAAGUGUUAGGUUUUAUUCCCGUUCAGAGUUCAGGGUUUUUUCUGUCCAAACUGAGGUGAAGAGGAUUUGCAUAACAUAUUUUUUGUUUCCUGUUGUAUUUAGGUCCAGUGAUGGAAGCACACUUGUUGUGUCCUCCUCUGAUGGAUACUGUUCUAUUGUUCAAUUCAAUCAAGGAGAGCUUGGCGAACCUUACGACCUGUCAAUCAAACAAGUGUUGGAUAGAAGCAUCUCACCACUAACGCUAAAUGGUGAUAGUUCAGGUUGGUGUCCCUGUUGGUUGAUAUUGUAUUAUCACCUUAUACUGAUGUUACACGGGACGAUUUGCAACGACGAUCUUUAGCGCAGCACAGCAUUACAACAUUGUUGUGACAUUGUUUCGAAUGAUUGCAACAUUGUUCCAACAUUGCCACGCUGUGUUGCGCUCAAAAUCGUCCUUACGAAUCGUCUCGUGUAAAAUCACCUUUAGACAAGAAAUUAUAUUCCCAUUUUUAUCUCACUAACCAAGUGUUUUUCCUCUCUCCGCCCCAAUCUCUCCUUCUUUUUUCACUACUGUAAUUCAUCAGACUAUCUUUGCAUGAGGACCUUAAGCAAAGAUGAUGGCCAUGGCAACGAGAAUGGCUAAAAAGGAAUAGGUUUGGAUUGGCAAAACAAAAAUCUGCACGGGUAUAAUGAAUGCUUUUUCGUACAUUUCUUUGCCGUCACUUCACGACUACGACCUGAAACGUCCUAAUUUCAAGUCUUAUUGAGGACGUGAACACUUAGAUACAGUCCUUUAGACUGCAACUCUUGAAAAAAUCGCCAACAUUUGACAACUUUAAACAGUUGGAAUAGGAGCGAUGAAGUUUGAACAGCGCGAAUUCCGCACUUUUUGGGUUACGUUUUGGCUGCCGUGUUUCGCGAUUUCAGUAAGCAAAUGUGAAAAAGGGCAUUAUUGAAUUUCGCGAUUCAAGCGUUCUCAACUUCGUUAUAUUUCUCAAAAUAGUCAGAACUUUUUCAAAUUUCCAGAAAAACUGGAGCAAGCGCUGAAACUAUGGUUAAAAAGUACCUUGUAAGAAUGUUAUUGUUAUUCCACAACAGAAGAUACAAAAUGGAACUUACCACCAAAACCAGUUAAAAGUUCAUCUGUGUAUUAGUCGGCACAUCUCCUGUAUACCGUAAAAUUCCGAAAAUAAGCCCCUCCAAAUCGUAACGCAAAAAACCCUUCGUUAAAUCGCCCCUCCGAAUAUAAGCCCCCUGGGGGGCUUGUACUUGGAAUUUGCCCUCGAAUACAAAGUAAAACGAAGCAAAAAUGGUAAAUUUCCUUCCCACUGCAAGCUACCCCUAUCGAUUUUGAAACGCAAAUUUCCCUCCGUACAUAAGCCCCUCUGGAUAUAAGCCCCUCAAAAAGGGCCUUUGAAAAAUAUAAGCCCCGGGGCUUACUUUGGGAAUUUUACGGUAUACGGUUAUUUCUGUUUUUUCCCUGUGGUUUGCAUUUUUUUCAUGGGUAUUAAAAUUUCUCGUGUUUAAAUGUUGCGAAGACUUCUAUUCACGGUUGUUUAAUUUGGUGAUUUCUCUUACAAUCGCGAAAAAACGCGAGAUUUAAGCCCCGCGAAAAUAACUACCAACGAGGUAAAUUUUUCCUGUGUGUGAGCAAAAAUUAUUGUAACUAAGGCCUAGGCCAAACGUCGUUCAUGAAAAAGUUCGACUUCUGGCUCAGUUAAAUUCGUCUGAAUGAGUUUGGAUCGUCGAAACGAUUUUCUAUCCGUCUGAAGCAGACAGAUCAAAACGCCUUACGAUCCUCUCCGGGACAAACCAUUUCAUGAGACGAACUGAACUAAUAACUUAAACAUUUUUAUGAUAACGUAUAUUUAGUACCGUUCGGGAGAAAAUUUAUUACUGAUCUGAUUCAGUUGAUUGGUUCAACGCGUUCUAAGUUCGACGUCUGACCCAACAGAGAAAGAAAAAUUAUUUACGGCUCUGCUGCAACGGCAAUCCCAUAACUUGGCUUAAUCAAGAGUGUUUUCACAUGCAUUGCUUAACACUUUGUUCAAUUGCUUUACAGGCAAAAUGGGCAAUAAACAGACAUCAGCCCUUAUAGAUAAAUGUAACGCUGAGGAAAAGGUGGAUAAAUCUUCUCAACCCACGCACAAGAAAGAUCCAGCUGGCAGGAUUGAAAUGUUUGCGGUCCCAAUGAAAAUCACACCAACCAAGCCGCUUACUAAAGCGACACCGAAAAGGAUAACCUUGACACCGGUUCCUGUUGCUUCCAAUCCAACUAACCAGGUCACUGUACAGCAAGUUACAAGUACAGCGCCAAACUCUGCUAAAAAUACAGCAUUUAUGCCAGCUCAGAAACAAGUUAACGUGGCCAGUUCUCCAGUGAAUGCUAUGGGGAGUCAGAUCACACCGAGACGUGUUCCCCUAAUGCCAGCCAGUAACAGUCAGCCUAAGAAGAAUAAUACAUGUGGGCAGGUUACUCCAAGACGAGUACCUCUUACACCCGUGGACACUGCCACACCCAGCACAAGUUCACCAUCCGCUAAUGGACUCAAACAGGGACAAAAUACUUCAGAGAGCAAAGAUUCUGCCCGUAGUGUUCCCCAAGUCUCAACGUCGUCUUCAGGUCAUUCUGGAGCAGAAAACAAAAGCAUUGAGCGUCAAACCUCAUCUGGCAGUGCACCGAGGAGGAUAAAAUUAACAACGCUGUCCACCUUUGUUGAAGGAUCUACCCCUCCAAGGAAGUCAUCAGAAAUCAAUCCAAAGUCCAGUGAAACAGUAGGGUUCAUUAGCAAAGAAGCAGAACCACAAUGUACCCUCAAAUCUACACCUGACUCGACAAUCAACAGCUCUCAGCCGAGAAGGAUAGCACUGACCUCUGUUCCACUGGAAGACAAAACAAAGUUGUCCGGUUUGAAGAAAUCUGAAACAUCUGUUGUUGACAAGGAAAACCACUCAAGUAAUCAGGUUCCAAGUAAUAAACCGCUUCAACCAAGAAGAGUGGAAUUUACGACUCUCACAUCUCCCGCAAAGAAGAAGAGUACGGUGGAAGGUUUACCAAACAGCUCUAAAACAUCUCCGCGGCAAGACGCGCCAAGACGGCAUAUACCACUAGAACCCACAAUAAUUGUCUUAGACGAUAACAACUGA
Molecule: messenger RNA, 12979 nt
Organism: Porites lobata
Lineage: Eukaryota; Metazoa; Cnidaria; Anthozoa; Scleractinia; Poritidae
Source: the annotation of a GenBank genome assembly